Eucalyptus grandis is the source of this 342-nucleotide messenger RNA. Its product is annotated as zinc finger AN1 domain-containing stress-associated protein 12-like. The transcript has a single exon. NCBI's taxonomy places the organism in Eukaryota, Viridiplantae, Streptophyta, Magnoliopsida, Myrtales, Myrtaceae. The coding region runs from base 1 to 342 and encodes 113 amino acids. The record is from RefSeq and is a predicted model, not a curated record.
AUGUCCCACAAGUGCCCGAAUUCGGACCACCUGAACCAGCGGCUCGUUGUUUGCGAAGCCUGCUCGACUGCGAUCGAGACCACCGAGGAAGACGAGAAGACGAUGUUGCAGAGGCAAGAGAGGUUCGGGGACUGCGACCUGGGGGAGAAGAAAACGUCGGCGUGCCCCAACCGUCGGUGCAGGGAGAUGCUGACGUUCUCCGACACCAGCACGCCGGCGGUGGCGGUGGCGGCGCCUGCGGUUGGAGGGCGGUGGAAUGAGAAGCUCUGGGCGGCGCUGGCCUGGAAGUGGAUGAGCAAGAAGGAGUGCGGGAAGGAAGAGUGGGGAUCAGUAUCUUGCUGA